Molecule: messenger RNA, 2240 nt
Organism: Corylus avellana
Lineage: Eukaryota; Viridiplantae; Streptophyta; Magnoliopsida; Fagales; Betulaceae
Product: protein LYK5-like
Biological process (GO): protein phosphorylation
Molecular function (GO): ATP binding; protein kinase activity
Source: RefSeq, a predicted model, not a curated record
GCAUUUGCCUUAAAUUCAACACGCAAUCACAGUCCAGGGCUGAAAAGUCCAACUUACUACGCCCCACUCUUCACUGCUCCCUCUCUCUCUCUCUCUUGGCCUUGGGUUACGAUAAUAACCCCUUUCCAGUUUGAUGAACUUGAGUCCAUGAGAAUGAAGAUGUUUCAAUUCUACUGCUUUUUCUCCCUGCUCUUGUUGGCUCUCUCAGUCUCACUUGAAGCCCAACAAAUUUAUGUCAAUAACAAGCAGCUCGACUGCUACAACGACCUCAACUUCACCGAUGGGUAUGCCUGCAACGGCGUCCAAACCUCCUGCCAAGCCUACCUCACCUUCAGAUCCAAUCCUCCUUACAAUUCUCCGGCAACCAUCGGCUUGCUCUUGGGCUCCGAACCGAACCUUGUUGCCGAAGCCAACAACAUGUCCAGCUUCGACACCAUUCCGGCAGACACCCAGAUCCUCAUCCCGAUCAAUAAUUGUUCAUGUUCCGGUCCUUUCUACCAGCACAAUACCUCCUACAAGUUGAGCAGCAAGUCCGAGACUUAUUUCCUCGUCGCCAACGACACCUACCAGGGCCUCACCACCUGCCAGGCCUUGAUGGCUCAGAACCCUUACGGUGACCGCAAUCUGACGGUGGGGCUCAAUCUGGAGGUGCCCCUCAGGUGUGCUUGCCCGACUCGAAACCAGAUAGCUGCUGAAGUCAAGUACUUGCUCACAUAUAUGAUCACCUGGAAUGACGACAUUUCUUCUAUUGCCCAACUAUUCGGCGUGGACAAGCAGAGCGUACUCGACGCAAACGAGCUGACCGAACAAACUAUCAUAUUCCCUUUCACCCCCAUUCUGGUUCCCCUUAAGACCAAGCCCGCUCUAAUUCAGAAACCAGUUUCUCCGUCUCCAACGCCUCCUCCACCACCCACCACCACCAUCAACACUGGCUCCAGGAACAACAACAAAAGGUGGGUAUUCGUGGGUGUUGCCGUCGGAGCUUCUGCUUUGCUUGUUCUCUCCGCUUUUCUGCUUUGGUUCUUCUGUCGCCGCCGCGGCCGCCACUCUCACAAGGAGGCACCCAAGCCAAUCCCACCAGCUUUGUCCCUACCGACCAACAAGCCCUCACCUUCGCAUUCCCAAAAUUCCUGGACUUUUUCUACCCAAGAGGUUCGUUAUGCCGUGGAAUCCUUGACCCUAUACAAGUUUGAUGACUUGCAGAAGGCUACUGGGUUCUUCGGGGAGGCCAACAGAAUUAAAGGGUCAGUCUACCGGGGAUCCUUUAUGGGUGAUGAUGCCGCUGUUAAGGUCAUGAAAGGGGAUGUCUCCAGCGAGAUCAACUUGUUGAAGCGGAUCAACCACAGCAACAUCAUCAGGCUCUCUGGUUUCUGCGUACACGGUGGGAACACCUAUCUCGUUUACGAGUACACAGAGAAUGGGUCUCUCACCGAUUGGCUUGGCAACAAGUAUCCAGGCUCUUCCCCACUGGCAUGGAAGCAGAGAGUUCAGGUUGCCUAUGAUGUGGCCGAUGCCCUCAACUACCUCCACAACUAUACCAACCCUCCCUACAUCCACAAGAACUUGAAGACCAGUAACAUCCUUUUGGAUUCCAGCUUUAGAGCCAAGAUUUCCAACUUCGGGUUGGCAAGAACACUGGAGAAUCAAGAGGAUGGAUUCCAACUCACCAGACAUGUUGUUGGCACUCAGGGUUAUAUGGCCCCCGAGUACAUCGAGAAUGGAGUGAUUACUCCUAAACUAGAUGUGUUUGCAUUUGGGGUUGUCAUGUUGGAGCUCUUAUCCGGAAGAGAAGCAACUGCUGCUGACAAGCAUGGAGGAGAUGAUGAGGAGGACUUGCUGUAUCCAUCCAUAAGACCGGUGCUUGAAGGAAACAAUGUCAGAGAGAAACUGCGACGCUUCGUUGAUCCUUCUCUCAGGCACGAGUACCCUCUGGAUUUAGCCUUUUCCAUGGCCCAGCUAGCUAAAAGCUGUGUUGCUCAUGAUCUAAACUCUCGCCCAGCAAUGCCAGAAGUUUUAAUGACUCUGUCCAAGAUUCUUUCCUCCUCAUUGGACUGGGAUCCAUCUGAUGAGCUUGAACGUUCCAGAUCAGUUGGUCAUACUAAUGGCAGAUAGAUGGCAUAACAUAUCAUGUUUCGAGAUUGUAAGAUGCACAAUGAACUGAUACAAUCAAGUCUAGUAAUGCCGCAAUGGGAACCUAUUAUGUAAUAAGGCGAAUAAUGGGAGCCAAUUAUUUGUUCUCU